AUGGAGCUGCGUUACGCUUCGAUCCGGAUGAUCAGUUGCACGCAACUCGAGGACCCCUUGAAAAUGAGAGAUAGGGAUGUCGAGGUCGUGCACAACAUACACAGGUCAAGUUCCCUCGGAGUCAGAGCGUGGCGGUCCUGGUUCCAUUGUUUAUCGGGUCGUGCGGGGGACCUGUAUGUGUUAUUAAGUCGGCGGUCAGCUAGCUUGAGGCAGUAUGCGGGUGAUACUGCACUUCCGGGAGGCAAGGUGGAGCCCCAAGAUAUUACUACUGAGGAUACUGCGGUACCCAUAUGGAAUUCCUUUGUCAAUCUUGGUCUGACUUGUCUGUUUGCAGUGACUCCGGUUGUGGUGCUCAUUCUCGACAACACUAUGCAACCUAGUCUCAACGAGUCGGAGUCUUUCCCUUUCCACCCAUACCGUAUUCCAGAUCCUUCGAUACCCUACCACACGACGGCAGAGUGGGAAUGGAGCGGAGGCGGUCGAAUCCGCAUGCAUAGUUUCCUCACCGGACGCGAAGCAGACGGCGUGAAACCUGUGUUUGGGCUUACUGUGAGCAUGUUGAUCUACGUUGCUAUCUGGGGGUACAGACGUGCUCCAGACUUUGAGUUGCAGCCGCAAAACGCGCCUACGCAGGCUCAGCAGAUCGCUUGCGCGCUCCUCACGCCUUCGAAUCCACUGCGGCUGGCGUGCGAAGAGUCUGACCUUGACUCAUCCAAGGACAGAGACGAUGUCCAUCUCACUGGCACCAAUUCUCAAUGUAAAUCUGCAGAUGGAAGUUGGGCUAAUAUUAAUGAUUUGACCAUCAGUGACUCUGAGCGCACGGGAGGUGCUGCAGGCCCCACCAGGCGGAGGACGCUGCGUUACAGUUCCUCACCUUCCCCUCCCAAACGAACGGGCUCAGCAUUCAUGGUAAUGUCGAAGCACCUUCAACGCGCAUCUCUCCGCGUCGUCAGGCCACGCCUUGGACAAUUCAAUUCGCAUACCGGAUGA
Molecule: messenger RNA, 990 nt
Organism: Suillus plorans
Lineage: Eukaryota; Fungi; Basidiomycota; Agaricomycetes; Boletales; Suillaceae
Exons: 7
Coding region: 1-990 (329 amino acids)
Biological process (GO): coenzyme A catabolic process
Molecular function (GO): acetyl-CoA hydrolase activity; coenzyme A diphosphatase activity
Source: RefSeq, a predicted model, not a curated record